Molecule: messenger RNA, 1255 nt
Organism: Jatropha curcas
Lineage: Eukaryota; Viridiplantae; Streptophyta; Magnoliopsida; Malpighiales; Euphorbiaceae
Product: Chaperone DnaJ-domain superfamily protein
Source: RefSeq, a predicted model, not a curated record
AAAGAUUCAGUCAGAUUCCAUUCCAGUGGUUCGUUUUCAUAUUCGCUUCCUUCGCGUCUUCAACAUUCAAUCAAUCAAUCUCUGAAAAAGAAAAUAAAAUCCCUAAUUUAGCUUCAAAGACAUUUUCGGAAAGGAAUUAAAGGAUUGAAAACAAAACAAAAAAAAAUGAGCAGUCUGAGAACAGUAUGUAGGCCCCACACUGUAUUCACCUCCUUCAUGUGUUGCAGGCACCAAGCUCGAUCCAGAGUUAGGGUUUCAUUUCGGAACCCUGACUACAAGUCGCCGUUAUCUUCGCCUUCUCUUUUCUCUCCUUGGCUCCAUGGAAAUGAGCCCUGGUUUAGCGUUAAUCAGAGGAGAACCGUGGUCAGGGCUUCAAAUUGGCCCGAUCAGAAAUCCCCGUAUGAAACUCUCGAGUUGGAAAGAGAUGCAGAUGAUGAGGAGAUUAAAAUCGCUUACCGACGAUUGGCAAAAUUUUAUCAUCCAGAUGUUUAUGAUGGUAGAGGGACUCUUGAGGAAGGGGAAACAGCUGAAGCUAGAUUCAUCAAAAUUCAGGCUGCAUACGAGUUGCUCAUGGAUGAAGAUAAACGGAAACAAUACGAUAUGGAUCACAGGGUCAAUCCAAUGAAGGCAUCACAAGCAUGGAUGGAGUGGCUCAUGAAAAAGCGAAAAGCUUUUGAUCAACGGGGUGAUAUGGCUAUUGCAGCUUGGGCUGAGCAACAGCAGCGUGAAAUGAAUAUCCGUGCACGCCGUCUUUCUCGUUCAAAGAUUGACCCUGAAGAAGAGAGAAGAAUCCUCGCAAGGGAGAAAAAAGCAUCGGCGGAGUAUUUCAACAAUACUCUCAGACGACAUACGCUUGUCUUAAAGAAAAGAGAUUUGAUGCGAAAGAAAGCAGAAGAAGAGAAGAAGAAGGUUAUCAGUCAGCUUCUGGCUGCAGAAGGCCUUGAAAUGGACACGGAUGACGAUGAAGCUAUGUAAAGAAUGAUGCACAUAUGUUGACCCUCUACUCUCAAUUACACCUAAUACAUUCUGGAAUAUUAUUCAGCAGGAGCACACCGAUACAUAUUCUAUUUGUAGAAAAGUGAACUGUACAUAUGAUUAAUUUUCAGGUAAGAAAUGAAUGAGAAUUGCCAUUUAGGAGGCAAUUGUCAACCUAUUGCACAAAUGAAGUGUAGGUCCAUUAUGUCUAUAUUCAUUAUUAUUCCAGACUGGAAAUAGAACUAGAAGUAAUUACAAUCAUUUUCUUCUGCUUCUCCUU